AUGGUUUUAGCCGCAGCCAUAUGUAGACCUCUUAUUUUCGCAGUCCUUCUUCAGCAUACUGCAUUAAUUUUUUGCCAAGGUGAUGAUAGCGACUAUGAUAUUGCAAAGCAUGCAGCGCAUCUUCCAUGGGAUCUCAGACAUCAGAUCUCAGAUGCCGCAUUCCAAAUUCCAGUUCGUUAUCUUUCUUCUUUAACUUGCUUUCAAUUCAAAUUAUCAUCUAGAUAA
Messenger RNA from Dracunculus medinensis (Guinea worm), 225 nucleotides. NCBI's taxonomy places the organism in Eukaryota, Metazoa, Nematoda, Chromadorea, Rhabditida, Dracunculidae. The record is from the annotation of a GenBank genome assembly.